ACACGCCACCCACAUAUCUAACGUUUGAAUUAACUUAUACCCAUAAACCUAAUAAUAUACGAAUAUCGCAAUCACAAUUACAACCACAGUCUACCGCUAUAGAUGUAUUAGGCCCUAAUUUUGUUUCAGCUCUUCAAGAAUGCUUUGACCUUCUUAAAAAUAUUUUGAAUUCAGAUAGAAAUCAAUAA
Molecule: messenger RNA, 188 nt
Organism: Racocetra persica
Lineage: Eukaryota; Fungi; Glomeromycota; Glomeromycetes; Diversisporales; Gigasporaceae
Source: the annotation of a GenBank genome assembly